UACCUAUCCCAACCCAUUAAUCACAUCAUUACUUGCUACUAAUCUAUCCCCCACCCAGGGAUAUCUUGCUUAUCCAUUAACAUCGCCGAGAGAAUAACAAUACCCAUUGAUAAAGAAGCAAGUCAUUAGCCAUGACUGCGACAGGAACGAGCGUUUCGCUCCUCAAGUUUGUGGGCACCGUCUCGCUGGGCUUACUGACGGGUGUCUCUUAUUCUAUCACCUCUCUCGCCCUUCCUGUCCUACUCCGACUUCCCUCUUCUAACUCCGCUUCCCACGGUCUCGCCUCUCUAAACGCUGCUCUCAAGACACCCAUCCUCGCCCUCACUUCUCUCGCCUCUGCGCCCUUCCUCAUCAGCUUUGCUCUCGCUCCCCGCUCCUCUCGCCACCCUUACCUUCUCUAUACAGGUCUCCUCGCCACCCUCUCAUUCGUCGCUCCCCUUCUAAUCCCCGCGCCUGCUCCCCGACAUGUCGCAUCAUCGGCGCCUCGGCAAUCCCCAAGAGCUAAAAUGGAGGCUAGCUAUGAGGUUUUAGGCGACGCUCACAGUGAGCCUGCCAGCGAGGAAGAUAUUGAUGAUAUCAACGGCGAGGGGGUGAGAGUGGAGGUGGAGGGCCUUGUCCACAGCUACAUUGCACGAACAGCCUUCUCUGCUCUGGGUUUCACUAUGGCAGUUAUUGGAAUCUGGGGUGAUGGUGCACCUCAGGCAGUUGUCUAUGUCUCAUAGGAGAGUUUGACACAUUUUGCGAUUUACUUUACAAGUUGAGAGAGAUAAGUUAAACACAAUGGCGUUCCCAUUUUCUUUUACGAAUGAUAUUUCAUGAUUAGUUAGGACCAUCUCAUAUCAACAAUUCAUUUUCGUCUCAAAAUGUGAAAACGGAAAAAGAAACAUGACAGCCGUAUAAUAAGUAAAUAAACCCCAAAGUCCCCAAGUGCAAGCUUGUUGAGUAUCGGUUGAAGACUCGAUGCAUAUUUGAGAAGAAAAUCAAAUCCUGUGCCUUGAUGGCCACAGCAUAGACACCACUCAAUACAGUGAUUCAUAAAUAUCGGAACUUUCAUCGGAACUGGAAGAACGACCGUAAUCAGAGCCUGACGAACUGUUUUUUGAGCCAUGGCGUCGCUUCGUCUCCCAGGCUUGAGACAGACGAGACUUCAUCUCCUGGACAGCAAAAUCAAUCGUUGUGCCGGACUCCUUUUCAUCGGGAUCGACUUCUUCGUCGUCAACCCGAGCUUGAACGCUGAAAUACCUUGACGCUGAGUACUUCUCACCCAAUCUCUUAGCAACAUCAUUGGCUUCAUUCAAGCUUACCAACCGGCGUUUCCCGGGAUGCUGCUUCAUUGUGGUGCGGCAGAGAUCCCAUAAAACGAGAUCGAUGCUUCGGGAUUCGAGCCUUUUGCUUGAACGAUUCUUCUCAACACCCAUGGAAGCCAAAAUCAGAGGAACUUCCUGUGGCUUGUAGGUGUCACUGAGCCCCAGACUUUCGAGCGAUCUCCUCUGCUCUGUUGAAUGAGCGUCCAUGGCGGCCUCCUGGAUAAACUCCUCCGAGUUCUUUCGCAAGGUAUCGUGGACGCGAUUUCGGUCUUUGAUGCUGGGCUUGUCAGGCAUGGUAAACUUCUGGCUAGUGAGUUUGUCAUGCGCGAGCUCAGCAGGAGUCCGACCGACGGCGUUCUCCCGGUAGACAAGGCUGGGCUUAAAUUCUACCAAGACGCGAACAGCGGCAAUCAUGCCAGUCAUAAUCGCCGUGUGAAGGCACGUGUCCCCUGCACCGUUGAGCAUCUCGAGUUCCUCGCCCUUGGAAUACUCGAGAAGGAGCUUGAGCAUCAGGACCAAUUCCUUCUCUUGGCCAAUGUAUGGCUUAGCAUACCCUGAGCCGUUAUAUCUGCGGUAAUUGUUGCGAUUGUCGGCACCAAGUGCCAUUCCUGAAACUUGAGAAAUCCAAGCGUGUACGGGGGUGGUGCCGUUCUCGUUGAGGUUCUUUCGCUGGAGGAAAAGAUGGCUGCGAAGGCCUGAGUCCAAGAGGUCCAGAAGCUCACGAAGCUGAUAUGCCUUGGGGCUGCGUUCGAUUGCUGCAUGGAGGAUAUUUUCACCCCUUUGGUUCCGAGUCGACUGAUCCGCAUUAGCUGCUAGCAAGAUUUUGACUGCGUCGAUUCUUCCAAGGCGGCAAGCUACCAUCAGCGGUGUAUCACCUUCAGAGUUCUUCUUCUCGAUGAAGUCUGGGCAAGUUUCAACAAGAUAAUCAAGCAGCUCGUUAGCAUUGUCUCCAGGAUACGCCAAAACCGCGCAAUGAAUCACGAGAUCAUCUGUCAACAGAGUCAGUACUGUUUGCAAAGAUUUUGGUUGAAGUGCUUACUAUCAGCUCCAAGCCACUUGGAGAUUGCGCGGUCGAAUCCGCCAGGACUCUCCUUCAAAUGCUUGAAUCUUGAGUCCUCCUUGGAGGCCUUGGACUUGGCAAACUCGCCAUACAACCUAUGCGGGGCAUCUCCAAGAAAGAGUUCGACGCUCUCCACACUACCACCCAGAGCAGCAUGGAGAAGAGGCGGCGUCCUCAGUCCGCUGCUUUUGAUAACCAUACCACGUCCAGCAUUUGCCCAAUCCUUUCUGUGAAAUGAAUCAGUGGUGAGUAAAUAAGACGAUGGACGUUACUUCGUACCUUUUCCUGCCGUAGACGGUCAGUCCCUGGUAAUAUCGCGGCUUUCGCUUCAGCUCGACACCACUCUUCUUGACGAGAUGAUCAAGUGGUAUGCCUGCCCCAGUCCGUUUGAUUACUAGGGCGAGCAAUUGAGUCUUCCCGUGCUCAAUUGCCCACUUGAAAUCCGACUGGGGGAAGGUAAAGCUGCAGGUCGAGCCUUCGUCCUCUUGAUCGGCGUCAUCGCCUUCAAACUUCUGACCUGAAUAGUGUUGUGCCAAGUCCAAAAGGAGCUUGAGGCCAGUAGUAUCGUUGGUGUCGAACGUGUGGACGAAUAAGCUUCUCUUCUGAUAUCGGUACUCAACCUUCUCCUUCUCAAUCAACCAGCUUGGAACCGAUUCACAUAUGAUUUGGAGGGGUUUGGUAUGAGACUCCACCUCCAUAGAAACAUGCCCAAUAUCGUCGAUGGUGAACUUGUCCUGCACCUUCUCAGACACUAUUCGUGGUUCGUUCUCGCUGGAGUUAUCAGAGUCAUCGGAAUCAGACUCAUACUCCUCGUCUUCGUUGCCAGCCUCCAUUCUGAAGCGGACCUUAUCCUUUUUGGGUGGAGACCAUUGUGCCUUUACAAUUUCAAGCAAAGCCCUUGCUAGGUCAUGGUGUCCUCGAAGGAAGGCUACCGAGAAAGGAGUGUUGCCCAUGUUAUCCGAGACAGCGAUCUUGAGCGGUGGUUGAUCCUUUUCGGCACCCCAGGCUUGAAGGGAGAGCUCCUUGACCUUCUCAAUGUCUCCCGCCCACGCAGCCUCCAUUCUGUUCCAAUUAGAUAAGACAAUGAAAAGCGAUCUGGAUGUACUUACAGCUCAAUGUAGCCAUCUCUUCUCUUUUCCGUCAUAUCACGGUCAUUGUUGAAUGAGAAGUGAAACUCGAAAGGCUUGAUGGCCUUUUUCUCGUCCUUGAUUCGGCUACUUGUGCUUGAGGCAUUGUUCCUCAGAUUCGUCUUGAUGUCAGGAUGCAACUCAUCGAAGAUUUUACCACCUCGGCUUAUGAGUUCUUCUUCAAGGGCUUUGAAGCCUGCUGAUAGCUCCUUGAUUGCUUCCAGCUUUUCCGGAACUCCUUUAGGCUCUGGAUUCUUCUUGAUAUCCUCCUCAUAUCGCUUGAGACGAGACGCGAAUGACCUCUUUUGACUCCCAACUUGCUCUGAAACAACCCAAUGAGAGUAACUUCCAGGAGUGAAGUGACUCAGGAAUUCAUCCAUCCCCGGGGUCUCCCUUGGUUUCACAAGUCCGUUCGUUUCAACGGUGAAUCCACGAAGACGCUUCAGCGACUUCUGGACCAGGUCUAAAGCUGAUUGACCCUUGUUCCAGUUUCUCUGAUACUCAUUGAAGAUUAGCCGAUGUGUCUCUGUAUUCAGUGAAUUUGGGUCGGCGCCGCCUUCAAGAAGCUUGAUUGCAACGUCUGUGCGACCAGAUCGGAUGGCGGUGAUUAAUGGCUGUUCAACAGUCUCCUUAUACAUCUUCUGGUUGGUCUCCAGAUUGCCCAGGCGCCCAGACAUGUCGGAGACCUUGGCGGACUUCAACCAAUUAUCGAAGUCGAUGUGAGCUGCAGCACCAGCAGUCAGCAGCUUCAAUACCAAAGCGACAUCACCACUCUGAACCGCAGUGUUGAUCGGAGCAAUAGUCUCUGCGUUCCAAUAACUUCCAUCGCAGACCAUGUGAUUGAUAGCUGCCUUGAUGCCCGUCUUGUCGUUAUCCAGGAGCGUAUCGAUGAGUUCCACCUCUCCAGAUUCAACAUAUCUGUGGAAAGCAGUGCAUCCUUUUGAAUCAGCUUGGGCAGAUGUUGCACCGAGUCGCAUGAGGAGAUUUGCCAUCGAUUUGGCCUUGUCAUUAGGCAGUGUCAAGGCCAGAACUAGUGUCAGAAUCACACGACUGUCGCCAUGUUCCGCGAGAGACUUGACGGGCAGAAUCGAAUCGGUCCCGUACUGUGUAGUAUUUGUCAGUAAAAACUCCUUGACAUCUAGGUUAGGGAGUCAGAUUGAUUUCACUUACAUCACAAAGAACCCUGACAGCAUCCUCGUUGCCUUCUGCGAUGGCAAGAUGAAGAGGAGAACACUGGAGAUCCCAUGCUAAGGCGUCAACAUUGAAGAAAUCCGGCUCGUCUUGUGACUCUUCGGGAACAAGAUCCUCAGCAUUCUCUGCUUCAACUUGCUUUAUCUUGACGAAAGACCCAGUAGUCAUAGAUGCGGCAUCGGCAUCUGUUGUCUCGUCAUCAAUAAUCUCGCCAUCUGAUUCUCCAUCGGGAUCUGAUGCAGCACCCUCGUUACGGACCCCGUCAUUAUUGUCAGAACUGGGCUUCUUUGCUGCUCGGCGCUUCUUGUCCUGUCGUUCCUCUUCAGCCUCUUCGUUUUCGAUUGACUUCUCCAUCAAAAUUUUGAUAAUCUCCACAUCACCUCGUGAAGCAGCGAGGUGUAGGGCAUUCUUGCCAUCCGCCAGUCGUGCAGUCAGCCGUGCACCGCGCUCAACAAGACACUUGAUGACCUCUGGCGUCGAUGUCAUCACGGCGAGGUGGAGAGGGGUUCUGCCAGUGUAGUCUCUCUUGUUAGGGUCGGCAUCUUCCUGGCUUAGCCAGUUUGAUACGUCGUCAACGUCACCAUCGACGAUUGACUGGCAAAGCCUGGUAACGUUACCCACAUACGCCAUAUCAGUCCAGUCUUGCUCAGUCAGAGGGUUGAAAGAACCAAUUUGCUGUCGGCCAGGGUCGUCGAUCAAGAAGGAGACUUUGCCUUUGAUAUAAAUCUCAGCCUCCUUCUCUGCAACUUCCUUUUCCUGGUCCGUAACAGGCUCUGGGCAGCAACCGCAGCAGUCUUCAAUCACGUCUUCUACACGCCCAAAGAAUGCAGGGUGGCGAUGCAGGUAAACCUCUCGAUCAUCGGGCUGGUUCCAUUCUGCAUUGAGAAGAAGAUCGCGCGUAUAACAGAGUUUCUCGAUCCGCUUGGCAUUGAAGUGCUGCCCAUAAGGUACAGUGAAGGUAUGAUAGUUACUAACGUCCUCCUCAGACAACCAAUCAGCAAUUUCAUCCUCAUGAUAGUCCUUGAUGUUGCCGUGGAGGACCUGGUGGGAUCUAUAAACCCUGGGCCGGCCUCGCUCCUCACGUCUCUUGUCGAGAUAAGUAUCUCGAGCUGUGGUGGUUGGAAGUCGUUCAAGAACAAGGAGACGAGCCAAGCCUAGAGUUCUUCUGAAACUUCUUUCGAAGAUGGUUGGAUCGAUCUGGUUUCGAUCGAGUUCAGGCCAGUAGACCUCAAAGUUUCUGUGUGAAUACUUUGACAGUCGAUUCUCGUAAGAAGGGCUUCGACGAGUAAGAUCAAUGUGGUUGAUUUGCGUGAUGAAGCUUCCGAGAGCCCGGGGAGUCACGUAUACCUGAGUCCUGUUAGACCAAGCCAAAAACUCCGGACCCCCUUGCUAAGACAAUGUGUUCUCGUGACGUAUGCUGACUUACCUGAGCUCCAUCAUAUGCUCCACCUGCAGCGUCAAUGUCAAAGCCAGUGAGGAUUUCACUAACAGAUUUGUAGACGCGGAGAACAAUCUGGAAUACAAUCAGUGAUCAUUAUGGUAGACGUGAGGCAGUGUGGGUUUCUGUACCUGAAUGUGCCGAACAGGAUAUUGACUAGCAAUUGUAAUUGCAUAUUUUGUUCUCACGACUGUUACCUCAUUCAAAAGAGCAUCUUUGAUUGCCUGUUCAAUCUGUUUGAUCUUGUCGAUGGCCUGAUCGUGAUUGAGCCCAUACAGAAAGAGAUCAACAUCGGAAGCAGGGCAGAACUUCUCGUGGUAAUACUCUCGGAGUUUUCUUUUGGUUGUGUUGAACUCUUUAGGGACAGGCAGAAGACAGUUGACGACUGAAGAACCAGCAGCCACAACGUUUGACCAGUCUAAGUCAGCCAGUGAUGAUUCUGAGAAUAUGUUGAAGUUCUUCUGGAACUCUUCGAGGUUCGCAACCGUCGCAGGGGAGUCAUGAGCACGACGCUUAUCAUCUGGAAGAGCCAUUAUGUACUUUGACUUUUCCUCGUCAGACUCGGCGUCCAGAUUACGUGCGCGAGUGGUGAUGAAAUUGGUAUUCUCAGUAAAGAGGGGAACCACAUUGAGAUAGGGGUCACCGAGGAUUGGGUUCUGGCGAUCUUGUGCAUAUAUAGAUCGCAAGUUCGCUUCAUACUCGCGAUAUGGCUCCAUGAUUUCAGUGAUGUUUAUGUCUUUGUGGUCAAAGAUGUACUUCGCCAGCUCCGAAUGAGGAGCAGGGAGCUUUGGGAGAUUGGCCAUUUUUGUUGGGAGAUCAGGAAUUCUAGACGUAGAAGAAAAGAGCUCGAAGGAUGGGCUGGGAAAUAGAGAAAACAAGGAGGCUGAGGGUGUGUAGGGGAGAGAAAACGUGUAUAAAUGCGAAGUACUGAGCUCGUUCAAUGCAGAUGACACAAAGUGAUCUUGUUGCAGUAAUCAAACGAAUAUGAUAUCAAGCUAUUAGAGCGACUUAGGUACUCAGAGAAAGAACACCCGAGC
Messenger RNA from Fusarium odoratissimum NRRL 54006, 7160 nucleotides. RefSeq lists its product as uncharacterized. The record is from RefSeq and is a predicted model, not a curated record. Gene Ontology annotation, biological process: autophagy of mitochondrion. Gene Ontology annotation, cellular component: mitochondrion. NCBI's taxonomy places the organism in Eukaryota, Fungi, Ascomycota, Sordariomycetes, Hypocreales, Nectriaceae. The transcript is spliced from 2 exons. Bases 132 to 722 code for a protein of 196 amino acids.